AAUUAAUCAAUCACGGUCAAUCUCCCUUCUCCAGAAAUACCACGAUUACAAUCGUUCUUCGAUUAUAUAUAUCUUAUCAAUUUUUCCGUGGAUAAUGAUUUCUUACGAAAUCAUAGAACCCGGCUGAGAUCACUCAAUCGAUUUAUACCCUAAAUACCGUGGCCCCAACAACAUGGGUAGGAAAUUGGGAAUUUGCUACGGUUGUUUUAUCGGGCUAGCGAUAGUCGCAUGUAUUCUUGGGAUAUGUUCAAAAUAUGUCGUGUUACCCAUUAUUGUUCAUGAAGGAAUAAACGAGGCUAUUCCGCUGGUGAACGGCACCGAGGCGUACGAUAGAUGGAAAAUAACACCGGUACCGAUUAUUUACAAAGUAUAUUUUUUCAACGUUACAAAUCCUGAUGGGGUAAUGAAUGGGAAUAAAUCCCUUCUGCGAGAAGUUGGGCCCUACAUUUACAAACAGCACAGAUCUAAAUUCAACAUAACUCAGGAUGGAGACACACUAUCAUACAACGAGUACCAUUCUUUUGAAUUUGAUGCGAAUGCCUCGUACCCUCUCACCGAUACCGAUGCAAUUCAUAUCGUCAAUUUGCCUCUGAUGGGGCUGAUUGACUCAACGGAGCGGGAAUUACCAUCCCUCGUUCAACUUCUCGAUCGAAUAAUUCCAGAACUUUUUAACAACACGAAGGAUAUGUUCCUCAUAACCACACCCAGGGACUUUCUCUUCAAUGGAAUUGUGUUGAACUGUGAGAGUAAUGAUAUUGCUCUUAAAAUAGGGUGCAGAGUAAUCGAAAAGCUGGCCCCUCGGACACUUGUUCGACAGCCGGACGGGAACUUCAGGUUUUCGUUUUUAACUUAUAAAAAUGAUACGGAUGAAGGGAGAUUCACAGUGAACAGUGGAAAAACCUAUGCGACAAUGGUGGGUCAAUUGUCCUCGUGGGACGACUACAAAUUCACAAAUGUGUGGCAGGAUAACAGCUCCUGCAACGAAGUAUAUGGAACGGAUGCUACUAUUUACCCUCCCUUCGAAACUACUCAGUCCGUGAUAGACAUCUUCUCCGUAGAUUUAUGCCGAACAGUAUCUCUGGCGUAUUCCGAAGACAUCAAAUACUCAGGAAUUGAUGGGCUUCGAUACAUAGCGAGAAAAUCGAAUUUUUUAUCGCCGCAAAAGGUACCUCAGAACCAGUGCUACUGUCUAAACAGGACUAGUGGAAUAUCAGGGAUUGAUGACUGCCUGUUGGAUGGGGCCUUGGAGCUCUCAUCGUGCCACGGAGCGCCAAUCGUGUUCACUCAUCCUCAUUUUUACUUGACCCAUGAGGUAUAUCAGAAGGGUGUUGAGGGUCUCAAUCCUGUUCCUGCGAUGCAUCAAAAUUUCGUGGACUUACAGCCCGACACUGGGGCACCUCUGAGAGGAAGCAAACGCGGCCAAUUUAACAUCUUCUUGCGUCCAGUUGACAAGGUGUCUCUGACUUCUCGUCUCAACACGACUCUCAUGCCCAUUCUAUGGUUCGAUGAGGGAAUAGACCUCCCCGAUGAAUUAAUUGAUCAAUUGAACCGGGAGUUACUGGAUAAUCUGCGGUUAAUUAAUGUAGUCUGCUGGUCACUAUUCGCUUUGGGUGGUGCCAUGGGUAUUGUUAUAGUUAUCGCAUUUUUUUUUCGUUUGCGAGGGAAUAAAAAGUAGAUAUUGAAAUUCGUCGAUGUAUUAUUACAUGAAAAUUAUUGAACAGCCCACUCGACCAUGUGAUAUAUUCCAUGAGAAAAUAAUAUUUAGGGCCAAAGCAAAUUAUUUAUAUCAAUUGUUAUGCAUCGCCCUCUUGAAUGUUAUUAUUGUAUAUGAUAUUUUUUACAUAUAUUGAUUUUAAAACAAUAAAGAAUACUUGAUUGUAA
Molecule: messenger RNA, 1881 nt
Organism: Diachasmimorpha longicaudata
Lineage: Eukaryota; Metazoa; Arthropoda; Insecta; Hymenoptera; Braconidae
Product: sensory neuron membrane protein 2-like
Exons: 9
Coding region: 173-1675 (500 amino acids)
Cellular component (GO): cytoplasm; membrane
Molecular function (GO): scavenger receptor activity
Source: RefSeq, a predicted model, not a curated record